ACACGUGCAUGAAGGAUACUUGUGUAUUAGUUAACGAACCUAUUCUUCGUGAACUCAUGGUUAAAAAUAAUUUUAAAUAACUUCAUUUAUUUACUUAUUUAUAACAUUAUAAAAUAAUAAUUAUAUAAAUACUGUAAUUGGUAUUUUUUCUUUGGCAAUAUUUACAACUUUAAUAAAUAAAAUAAUUAUUUUAUUUUUUUAAGUUAAAUUCGAUAGCAGAAUUAAAACAUUUUCCUUUCAUCUUACGAGUGACUUGCGAUUUUCUCGUUACUGUAAGAUCGAAUACAAAUGGGUCAAAAUCAGUCAGGCGCUAGUGGUGCCGGAGGUAAAAAGAAUAAAAACAAGGACAAUGAAGAGAAAACGAAAAAAUAUGAACCACCAAUCCCAACACGAGUUGGUAAUAAGAAACGUCGUCCAAAGGGCCCAGAUGUGGCUUUGAAAUUACCUCAAGUUACUCCAUACACUAAAUGCAAAUUGAAACUCUUGAAGUUGGAGAGGAUAAAGGAUUACUUGCUGAUGGAAGAGGAAUUUAUCAGUAACCAAGAGCUACUCAAGCCCCAGGAGGACAAAAAUGAAGAAGAGAGAUCUAGAGUUGACGAUUUCAGAGGAACUCCGAUGAACGUUGGAACGUUGGAUGAAAUGGUUGAUGAUAAUCAUGCGAUAGUAUCUACUUCUCUAGGCUCUAAAUACUACGUGUCAGUUCUUUCUUUCGUGAAUAAAGAUCAGCUGGAACCUGGCUGUCGUGUUUUACUAAACUACAGACACCAUACAGUUGUUGGUGUUCUUGAUGAUGAUACAGACCCUAUUGUUACUGUUAUGAAAUUGCAAAAAGCACCUCAGGAAACUUACGCUGAUAUCGGAGGUCUUGAUGAACAAAUUCGAGAAAUCAAAGAAGCAGUCGAAUUACCCCUAACUCAUCCAGAGUAUUAUGAAGAAAUGGGUAUUAAACCACCAAAAGGUGUUAUUUUGUACGGUCUUCCUGGUACUGGAAAAACUUUACUCGCAAAGGCCGUAGCAAAUCAAACUUCCGCGACUUUCUUGCGUGUCGUUGGUUCUGAACUGAUUCAAAAGUACCUUGGAGAAGGUCCCAAGUUAGUUCGUGAAAUCUUCAGAGUUGCAGAAGAACAUGCACCGACAAUUGUAUUUAUUGAUGAAAUAGAUGCUAUUGGUACUAAACGAUAUGACAGUAACAGUGGUGGAGAAAGAGAAAUUCAAAGAACUAUGUUGGAAUUAUUGAAUCAACUUGAUGGAUUUGACAGCCGUGGUGACGUAAAAGUAAUUAUGGCAACAAAUAGAAUAGAAUCUCUAGAUCCCGCAUUGAUUCGCCCAGGUCGUAUUGACCGAAAAAUAGAAUUCACACUUCCUGAUGAGACUACCAAGAGGCGCAUUUUCAAUAUUCACACCAGUAAAAUGACCUUGGCGGAAGAUGUUAAUCUUAAUGAACUUAUUAUGUCAAAGGAUGAUCUAUCUGGUGCUGAUAUUAAAGCGAUUUGCACUGAAGCCGGUCUGAUGGCACUUCGCGAACGUCGUAUGAAAAUAAUCAAUGAUGACUUCAAAAAAUCUAAGGAGAAUGUUCUUUACAAAAAGAAGGAGGGAUCACCAGAAGGCCUUUACUUAUAAAAGAAAAAUAUCCCCAGUAUUUCUUAUUAUAUUUAAAAAUUCUAAAGUUUAUAUGUUAUAGGAUAACUAAAAUAUACUCAGUCUAAGUCAUUGAUAUAAAUUUAUAAGUUCUAUAAUAAAUGUUCAAAAUAAAGUUCAUUCUUUUCAAA
Molecule: messenger RNA, 1769 nt
Organism: Microplitis mediator
Lineage: Eukaryota; Metazoa; Arthropoda; Insecta; Hymenoptera; Braconidae
Product: 26S proteasome regulatory subunit 4-like
Exons: 4
Coding region: 289-1620 (443 amino acids)
Biological process (GO): proteasome-mediated ubiquitin-dependent protein catabolic process
Cellular component (GO): proteasome regulatory particle, base subcomplex
Molecular function (GO): ATP hydrolysis activity; ATP binding; proteasome-activating activity
Source: RefSeq, a predicted model, not a curated record